AUGCAGGACGGAGGAUCUUCUCAGCUAAUAGCUUCCAGAAGGAUUCUUUCUAAUUUAAUUAAACAGUUCGACUUCAGUAGACGAGUACUGAAUGAAGUUAAACUCAAAGAAUUGAAACAGAUUUUAAAGAGUAAUCCGGAUAUCAUUGAGACUAUCUUUACUGAUUUUUUGAAAUAUUUCCGACAAAAUGAUUGUGAAUAUCGUUUGGCUGUUUUACAACUAUGUGCAGAACUCUUUCAACGAUCUCAUGUUUUCCGUAUUCAGCUGACCAGUCAUAUGCAGGAAGUUCUGUUGUAUACAGCAGAAACAGAUCCUCUCCAUUAUCCUCUUCCACCUCCCAAGGAAGCUGCCAAAAUUCUUAAAUUAGAAACUUUGAAGCUUGUCAAACUUUGGCAUGAGAAAUAUGCAGAAGCUUAUUCGAAAUUGAAUUUUGCUGUCAAUUUCUUGCGCUCUUCAAAAUCUUUAGAUUUUGAACACGCUAGUGCUGAACUUCAGAUUGAAAGGCAACGUGCUGAAGAAAGAGAUCGGAAAAAAGAUGAGCAGAGUAAGCGAGUGAUCGAGAAAAUUGAAAAAGAGUUUAAAGAACGAUUAGAGGAAAUUUCACGUUGUAUCAAUGAGACACGACAUGCACUUGAGCUCCUGGUGCCACGAUUUGAUAUUGAUAACGAUACACAUGACAAGAGACAUCUCGGUUAUGAGAAUGAGAUGAUUCAUGGAUAUAGUGUACUCGAACCAGUGGCUGUCACUGUUGCGCUGGAUGCACCAGUUGUGAAUGUGAAUGCAGAAAAUAAAAUAAUCAUAAAUGCUUUGAUGGACUGUAUGACAAUGUUGCAAUUUUAUAAGAAAAUCAUUUGCCGUUGGCUUAUCAAGCUUGGCAAGUAUGGUGGAAACAAUGGGCAGAAACUGUGCAAGGAAAUUGUUCAUUUAAAAGAUAGGAUUACGAUUGAAUUGAGAAAGUGUGAAGAAUUGCACUUGCAAAGCAAACAGAAGUCAGAUGAAGAAGAUUCGGAGACUGACGAUCUUGAAGAUGUGCCAGAAAAAGAAGGUUUGGAGUUGGAAUGCAAACCACCACAAGAAUUGCCCGAAUAUAUUUUAAGAAAAACAAUGGAAAACAGUUCAGCUGGUCCUAGCAAAAUUUCUGGAGUGCAGAAACCACUAAAUUUAUCGCCAGAUCACAAAAAGAGUGAAGAAUAUGGAAAUAAAGUACCAGUUUUGUCAUAUGGACUUGAUCUGAAAUACUGGGGUGAAAAUGACAUCAAGCCCGCUGAAGUACCACGAAAUAAUGCUGACUGCCAUCGAUUUUGGCGUCCUUCAGAUGAAAGUUGUUCAACAAAUUUGGAUAUCUCAGAAGCAUAUCACGCACGAGUUAUAACAUUUGUUGGUCAACAGUUAAUGAGUAGUCGGCAAUGCCGUGUUCCGCUUAGUGAUGGAACACUAUGUCCUCGUAUGGAUCAAAAACGCUGUCCACUACAUGGGAAGAUCAUUGAUCGUGAUGAGAUGGGAUUUCCAGUGAACGAAAUCAUUGAGAAAUCUUGCAAUUCAGAACAUGAUGCUAAGGAGGAGGAAGAAUAUAUUAGAGAUGUCGAAGCUGCGACUGGAGUUAAUUUGAGGGGAAAUGUAAAGCGAAGGAAGAGGAAACGACAAGAAGAUACUGAAGGAAAUGCACCAGUUGCCGUAAGAAAUAGACUCAGUGCUAAACUAUUUAAUCGAAGUACAAUGAAACGAGUUUAUGAAACAUUAGAAUCUGUUCGAAAAGCAAGAGCAACAAAGAAUUUCGAGCAUCAGUUCAAUUAUGCUUUAACGAAAAGUUGA
Brugia malayi is the source of this 1812-nucleotide messenger RNA. RefSeq lists its product as uncharacterized. Gene Ontology annotation, biological process: transcription-coupled nucleotide-excision repair; response to UV. Gene Ontology annotation, cellular component: chromosome. Lineage: Eukaryota; Metazoa; Nematoda; Chromadorea; Rhabditida; Onchocercidae. Gene Ontology annotation, molecular function: RNA polymerase II complex binding. The record is from RefSeq and is a predicted model, not a curated record. Bases 1 to 1812 code for a protein of 603 amino acids. The transcript has 11 exons.